This is a messenger RNA of Notechis scutatus (mainland tiger snake), 2988 nucleotides long. It is a transcript of the gene ABAT, whose product is annotated as 4-aminobutyrate aminotransferase. The record is from RefSeq and is a predicted model, not a curated record. Lineage: Eukaryota; Metazoa; Chordata; Lepidosauria; Squamata; Elapidae. Gene Ontology annotation, biological process: GABA catabolic process. Gene Ontology annotation, molecular function: pyridoxal phosphate binding; 4-aminobutyrate:2-oxoglutarate transaminase activity. Gene Ontology annotation, cellular component: mitochondrion.
UAGCCAGAGGCGAGAAGGGAAAUUCAUUUUGUGACUGAAGAAAAAUCGUAUUGAAUACAAUGGCCCUGAUGUUGCUCCAUCAACACGCAACAUGGGCACUGCAACAGAGCUCCAGGAUAUUUGCAGGAGGACUCCGAGGAAUCAGCCAAGUGGCAGCUAAAAUUGAUAUGGAAUUUGACUAUGAUGGGCCACUGAUGAAGACCGAAGUCCCUGGUCCGAGAUCCAGGGAACUAAUGAAACAGUUGAAUGGAAUUCAGAACGCAGAGGCCGUCCACUUUUUCUGCAACUACGAGGAAAGCCGAGGGAAUUACCUUGUGGAUGUUGAUGGGAACCGGAUGUUGGAUCUCUACUCUCAGAUUUCAUCCAUCCCGAUUGGUUACAGCCACCCAUCUCUGAUCAAACUUUUGCAACAGCCCCAGAAUCUGAGCACUUUUGUCAACAGACCUGCCCUAGGAAUUUUGCCUCCAGAAAAUUUUGCUGAAAAGCUAAAGGAAUCUUUGCUUUCGGUUGCUCCUAAAGGCCUCUCUCAAGUCAUAACCAUGUCCUGUGGAUCUUGCUCCAACGAAAAUGCCUUUAAAACCAUAUUUAUGUGGUACAGGAGCAAAGAAAGGGGAGACCACAGCGUUACCAAAGAAGAGCUGGAGACCUGCAUGAUUAACCAGCCCCCUGGUUGCCCAGAAUACAGCAUGCUUUCCUUUAUGGGUGCAUUUCACGGGAGAACUAUGGGCUGCUUGGCGACUACGCACUCCAAGGCCAUUCACAAGCUAGACAUCCCGUCCUUUGACUGGCCCAUCGCUCCCUUCCCAAGGCUGCAGUACCCUUUGGAAGACUUUGCGCGAGAAAAUGAGCAGGAAGAAGCACGCUGCUUAGAGGAGGUGGAAGAUUUGAUUGUUAAAUACAGGAAAAAGAAUAAAGUUGUUGCAGGAAUCAUCGUGGAACCCAUUCAAUCCGAAGGAGGGGACAAUCACGCAUCAGAUGACUUUUUUAGGAAAUUGAGAAACAUCGCAAGAAAGCACGGCUGCGCCUUCUUGAUAGACGAGGUGCAAACAGGAGGUGGCUGUACUGGCAAAUUCUGGGCCCACGAACACUGGGGGCUCGAGGACCCAGCGGAUGUCCUAACGUUCAGCAAGAAGAUGAUGACCGGAGGGUUUUUCCACAAGGAGGAAUUCCGGGCAAAUGCACCGUAUAGGAUUUUUAACACGUGGCUUGGGGACCCUUCCAAGAACCUUCUGCUAGCGGAGGUCAUUAACGUCAUAAAAAGGGAGGACCUUCUGAGUAACGUCAACCAUGCCGGGAAGGUGCUGUUGAUGGGGCUGCUGGAAUUACAGAGUCGAUAUCCCCAUCUGAUCAGCCGAGCCCGGGGACGAGGGACGUUCUGCUCCUUUGACACUCCAAAUGACACAAUUCGGAACAAGUUCAUUGAAAUAGCAAGAAACAAAGGUGUGGUAUUAGGUGGCAGUGGGGACCGAUCAAUCCGUUUCCGGCCCACUCUAGUCUUCCGAGACCACCACGCGCAUCUUUUCCUGAACAUCUUCAGCGAUAUUCUGGCAGAUUUCAAGUAGCCAGGAUCCCACCUUGCACCGAGAGAGGCCAAAUAUCUUCUCAGAAUUGGAGAAUAGUUUAUUUAAGAUCAUAAAUAUAUAUGUAUAUACAUAUAAUAUAUAUUUUCACUAAUAGGAAAGAAAGAUGGAAUUCAUAAAGUGCUUCUUUUCUUUUUUUUUAAUGAUUGGUUUGAUCAUGCUCACCUCCAGCACAAACUGCUUCUGGCUAAAAAAAUAUAUAAUAAUAAUCUGGACAUGCUUUUGACGUCCUCGGCCAUCUCCUUUUGACCUAGCAAAGGCUAAAUGAUCGGUUUCGGGUUUCAAAGCUUGGCCUGGAAUUUGAAUUCCCAAGUUUGCUUUCUUGCAACGGGCUCCUAGUGCCCAAGUCUGGAAAGUGCACUUCUACUGCCACGGAUCCAGAGCACUGUUGAAGAUAGAGAUGACGGUGGGAUUCCAAGGAGAAAGCGGCUGUUGGAUCCACCCAAGGAAUCCCUUUGCAGAAGUGUGGUCUCUUCUGAAGCACACAAUGAAACUCAACAUCCCUCCACGUCACGUGUCUGCUAACAUUGGACUCUUAAUUGUGCUGCCCCGAGGGUCUGCAGGCCUCUCCAGGUGGAAGUUAUGGAUCUUGGAAGACUCACAGCACCUGUUCCAAGCCAUGAUCCUCUUUUACGCAGGAGUUGCCUAUAGGGAUUUGGGACUUUCCAUGAGCCAACUUCCUUCUCUGCUUUGUUGCUUGUAAACCUAUUGCUGUCAUUGCUUUUAUUUUACAUUUUUCGCCCAUCUUCACUUGGACGUGCCGAUGGCAUUUCCUUUGGCGACAAAGCAGGGUUUCUUUAAAUCAGAAGGACAACCCCAGGUGUUUGGAAGGACUCUUUGGCAGAAACAGGGUAGAAUUUUUUGCAAUUGUGGGGUGUGUGUGUCAAAUGGAGCCAGCAAAAAGAGUAAACCCAUCACCUUCUGCAGCUGUGGUGCACCGUAAUGGCAUCCAGCUCUCCUCAUCCAUGAUUGCAGCCUCCAGGACCCUUCAAAAGCUGUUGUCUAUACUGCAUUUUUUUUAAUACAACAGAAGGGGAAUGUGCGUUGGGGAAUGAUUGUAUGAAUUCUAAUGUAAUUUUAAUUCAAUUUGGUUUGGCUUCUGUUCUAGCUUUGUCCUUUGUUUGAAGUGGAAUCCAAAGCUCACGCAUGGUCUUUGUGACCAGUGAUGCCUCCUUCCCAUCCUCCGUGGAGCUUUUGGAGGAAUAAUCCCAAUCUGGUUGCAAAAUGAGAGCAUUUAUAGCUUUGCCAACCUGUGAUUUGGGCCCAAAGUUUGCUGUUUCUGCAGCCCUCCCACUCAUGCAUUGAGGCCCAUUUUGUCCAUCCCAGUUUAUGAGUGUGGAUUCUGAAGUCUUUCCAACAGGAAAGCUGCCUCUUCAAGGGAUUGGAAAUGAAGCAGAUUGUAUGGAAG